This is a messenger RNA of Trichechus manatus latirostris (Florida manatee), 3078 nucleotides long. It is a transcript of the gene KCTD6, whose product is annotated as potassium channel tetramerization domain containing 6. The record is from RefSeq and is a predicted model, not a curated record. The coding region runs from base 1440 to 2237 and encodes 265 amino acids. Gene Ontology annotation, biological process: ubiquitin-dependent protein catabolic process; protein homooligomerization. NCBI's taxonomy places the organism in Eukaryota, Metazoa, Chordata, Mammalia, Sirenia, Trichechidae. Gene Ontology annotation, molecular function: cullin family protein binding. The transcript is spliced from 5 exons.
CGGGGAUGAUUGGUUUGAGGGGAGGUGGCUUAUUAGCCGGCGCUUGCCCCAGUUUAAGGCGUACGAGCCCUGCCUUCGGGAAUUUUCUGCCCCGAAGAGACACCCAGGUGUGCAGCUGAGCCCUCUGUGCCCAGAUUUGCGGGUCUGGCAUCUUGAAAUGCUUGAUGUCACAGGUGACAAAUGGCCGUGGUAAUCGGGAGCCCCCGAAGCACCUGCCCGGCUGAUGGUAGCGGGGCUGGGGCUAGGGUAGGACUGGGAGAACGAAGCGUGACAGAUCCUAUUUGGAUAUUCCGCUGAAGUUAUGUUUCGGUUCAAGUAUACCACCUCUAGAACACAGUUUGAGGACUUCGUGAUAGAAGAGGUUUGGGAUGACCUGGUUUGACUAAGAACGUCUGGGUUAACCCAGCGAUUCCCAUUCCCCCCCCACCCCGACAUGUUCAUUUCUGCUGUCACAAACGCAGGACACGGAUGAUCCUGUGAUAGGAAAGAAGUUAGGGAUAGCAUUUCAACACAGACCUGAGCCCAAGAUUGAGACGUUUCCAGAUGAACGAACGUGUAGAAAGGUCGGGGUUGGCAGAUUGGGGGAACUUGCUCUUUGGUUGAAAACAUCAGCCGGCACCAAUACUUUAGUUUGUGUAAUCCGAUAGAUACUGAGGACUGAGUGGUCACGAUGGCCCUAGGUAGCAUUCCUCAAUUGUGUAUGAUUGGAAUUUUCAUAAAUUUACAUUUUAACCGAAGCAUCACUACUGAACAAACUCCUAGGGUGAAUCCUUGUCUGAAUCUCUCUCAUGUGUCUUUUGGAUUUUGAUAUUUGGGGUUUAUUUAAAUUGGAAUACACAUGUUUAUUUCCAUCUGGCCUUACUGUGGAGAUAAUCCUGAGUCAUGCUUUAGAGAAGUUCCUGCUGCCCUCAAGAGCUCAGAUGUCUGGUGGUCUCUGGAAAAGCUGGAUGCUCCCCUUACUGCUCGUUCUCGUUUCUGGACCUGUGGGGGAAAGAAGGAUCUAGUUGAGAUUGAAAGCAGAUUAAGAGGUGUUUUCCUCCAUAUUUACUCUGUUUCCAUGUAAAUGCCCUAAAUUAUUUGUGUUUACACUCUCUAAUUUCUCAAUUUACCACAGAAAAUUAGUUUAUGCUACUGCCACUAGUAUUUUUCCACUUGUAUAAUACUUGCCAGUUUACAAGUGGCUUUGUAUUCAUGAUCGCACUUAUUUUCUCCUUUUCCCCAUAGAAGGAGGUGGGCGUAGAGAGUGAUUUACCCAGGGUCUCAUAAUGAGGAACGGAGCCGAAUUGGAGUAUACAGGUCCUCACUGGUAAAUCCAGUUCUCUUUCUUCCGCAGUUGUCUUACAGGGUCAGCCGGUCGUUUCCACAGGAAUUUUUAUUUGCGCCGCGGGUCAGAAUUGCAGACACAGAUCUUUUCAGAUAUUCAUGGGUUGGAGUUCUUCAUGUCACUUAAUACAGAGGACAGCAGCCAUCAAUCACAUUACUUCCCUGGAAUCUGGGCUCCCAGUGACGCAGUGCUGGAGCAGAUGGAUAAUGGAGACUGGGGCUAUAUGAUGACUGACCCAGUCACGUUAAAUGUAGGUGGACACUUGUAUACAACGUCUCUCACCACAUUGACUCGUUAUCCAGAUUCCAUGCUUGGAGCUAUGUUUGGGGGGGACUUCCCCACAGCCCGAGACCCUCAAGGCAAUUACUUCAUUGAUCGAGAUGGACCUCUUUUCCGAUAUGUCCUCAACUUCUUAAGAACUUCAGAGUUGACCUUACCCCUGGAUUUUAAGGAAUUUGAUCUACUUCGGAAAGAAGCAGAUUUUUAUCAGAUUGAGCCCUUGAUUCAGUGUCUCAAUGACCCUAAGCCUUUGUAUCCUAUGGAUACUUUUGAAGAAGUUGUGGAGUUAUCCAGUACCCGGAAGCUUUCAAAGUACUCCAAUCCCGUGGCUGUCAUCAUAACCCAGUUAACCAUCACCACAAAGGUCCACUCCUUACUAGAAGGCAUCUCAAACUAUUUUACCAAGUGGAACAAGCACAUGAUGGACACCAGAGACUGCCAGGUUUCCUUUACUUUUGGACCCUGUGAUUAUCACCAGGAAGUUUCUCUCCGGGUGCAUCUGAUGGAAUACAUCACAAAGCAAGGGUUCACGAUUCGCAACACCCGAGUGCAUCACAUGAGUGAGCGGGCCAAUGAGAACACAGUGGAGCACAACUGGACUUUCUGUCGACUGGCCCGGAAGACAGAUGACUGAGCUUCUGCCCUGGGAGAAGCUCCUGGUAACGGACUUUCCAGGACAUGGAAGAGACUGAUUUUUUUUUUUUUUUUUUGAAUCACAGUGUGGGUUUUUUUUUUUAAAUAUUUGUAUUUAUUUGAAGCCUUGAGGACCAGGAAGGAAGUUGUGUGCGUUAGCAGACUCCGUGUUCGAUUUCUUCCAUCCUGAGUAUGCAUGUGCCUGCUCAGUCCCCAGAUACCUUUUUUAUAAGAAGACGUGUGCAGACCAUCAUGGUGUAUAAUCUGCCCUGGGACAGAGCCGUUUUAUUGCAGUGCUAAAAUGGCUUGUGAUUAAAUGGUCCCUGACUCACCUAGAGGGUUAAAAAUGGAGCAGUGAAAGGAUAAGCGGAGCACUGAUGAUGCCUUUAAGAAAAGUCAGAACAUCAUGGAGGGUGACUUAGUUUCCAGACCAAUAAACAGUGUUGUAAUAUUAAAGGAAAACUGUUCCAAUCAUUUAAAAGUACUUGUUAAGUACUGCUUUUUACAGUUAUGACAACUGUUUCUUUCUAUGCAUAUAAAUCAAGCAACCAAAUAUCUGUAGCCAUGGAAAUGUCUGACUAGAAAUAUUUAUAUUGGAUUCUGAAUACAAAAUGUCCCUGUGGUAGAAAUCUUACUUUUUAAUGCCUGGUGCAGUAUAAUUCUCAAGUGUACUGUCUACCAGGAAAAAGCUAAUAAAAAAGUAAAAUAUGAAAAUUAGGUUUAUAUUCAUUGCUUAUUAUUAUUUAAGGGGGAAAUCAUUUUCCUUAUCUAAAAUAUGCAUUGUUUUAUAUUCUGAUAUAUACUGUCUAUAGCACAUUUGCAUUUGAUUUGAGAGGUCUCUU